This is a messenger RNA of Puccinia graminis f. sp. tritici CRL 75-36-700-3, 1278 nucleotides long. RefSeq lists its product as uncharacterized. Bases 37 to 1278 code for a protein of 413 amino acids. The transcript is spliced from 3 exons. The record is from RefSeq and is a predicted model, not a curated record. NCBI's taxonomy places the organism in Eukaryota, Fungi, Basidiomycota, Pucciniomycetes, Pucciniales, Pucciniaceae.
UUUUGAUUUUAACCAUAGCCUAGGUAGAAUCCCACCAUGUUGUCAUUUCAGGCAGUUGAUCCAGCUUUACUACCUGCGCUCUUGGCUCCUGCAUCCUCAGUUUCAUCCUUGAAUCCGACAUCCUCAGUUCCACCCUUGAACACAAUCCCAAGUAACACGACUACCAAGAAAAAACGUACCCGUCGAACCAAAAAACAGAUGGCCCUUGCCCGAGAUAAUGAUAUAACAAACAACGGAGAAACAGCAAAGACCGAUAAUAAUCCCCAGUUCAUUCACUCUGACUACGAGAACAUUUGUGCUUACGUUGAAGAUGAUGAAAAAUUCUCUGAACUUUAUGGUGAUACCAAGACAAACGUUGGACCAAAAGUACUCACAAAGACAGCUGCCUUCAACAUCUUCGCAAUACAUAUCAAUGCACACAGCAACAAGCGUCUAAAUCUAACUGGUCGACAACUUCAACAACGAGUCAAUUACUACAUCCAAAAAAAGUACUUCCCAGCAAAGCAGUGGGAGAAUCAGACUGGUGCAGGCAUCCUUGAUCAAGAUCCUCAUGCUUCGCUUGAUGAGGCUUUGGAAGCCAAGUGCCCCUGCUAUGCUAAGAUGGACGCAAUCUUUGGUCAGAGGCCAAAUAUCACUCCUCUAGCCGAAUUUGACUCCAGCAACCCCACCCCCAUUGGCCCAAGCCAGUUUGAACAUCAAGACCAGGAUUCCUCCCCAGAAGUGUUCUAUCCUGGCUGGGAUGUAAGUCAAUCUCCACCAGCCAAUCAAAGUCCUCAUUUGGAUGCAGAUGUCAGAGACGAAACUCUUCAAUUGAUGAUCCCUCCUCUUCUAUGUGAUGGUGAAGAUUCUGAUGCUCUUCCUCAAUCAACUCUAGCAUCUUUCCCUGCUUUGCCAGUCGGUGCAAACCCAACUCCUGGAGGGGUGCAAUUCACCCCAACCCCGACAGCCCCUUGUCGCACCUUCCCUAAUCAAGCAAACUCAAACGAAACACGUCCACCAAAGGAACGAGUUGAUAAAUCUAAAUCAAGCUUGGCCACUGCCUAUCAAUCGGACAAGCAAUCCAAUGAGGAUCGUCGAUUCAACUGGGAGAAACAGCAAUAUGAUGAUGAGCGAGCCGAUGUGCAAAAGCGGUUAGAAGCUGAAGAAAAGAUGCAACAAGCUCGACUGGAUGCUGAAGAGAAGAAGCAAAGUGCACAAAUUGAGGCUGCCAAACGUUGGAUUUCACAGGGAAAGAGCACCACCGAGGUAGAUGUCUUGCUCAAGGCAGUGUUCCCCUAG